Candidula unifasciata is the source of this 972-nucleotide messenger RNA. NCBI's taxonomy places the organism in Eukaryota, Metazoa, Mollusca, Gastropoda, Stylommatophora, Geomitridae. The record is from the annotation of a GenBank genome assembly.
AUGUUCCGUAACCUCUCGUAUGCUGCCUGCGCCCUGGCGGUUGGUAUCAAGAACCAAUUUGACAACCCACAAUCGAUAAUUUCGUCGGAGAAUAGCUUAACCUUAAGCAGGCUGAAUCUGGAGAGAUGCUUACCCCAAGUCAAGGCUAGUGGUCAGGAAUGCCAAAUGUACGUUGGCGACAGGAUCAAGAGAGCCGUUGGCUUUCCUCAGCUGACCGCUUGCUGCAAGCCUCUCCGGUACAAGGACUUCAUUAUUUCUUACGACACCAAGAACCGCAUCCCCAACUGGGUUUAUGAGCAUCUGCAGUACUACAAGUUCUACAAGGAUGACCCCUGUGACAGGAGGGCCAAUGUCUGCCCAUACAAAGAAGAGGAAGGCAGACUUCACGGACAAGAGAAGCCAAAGUUCCACCCUGACUGUCGUAUCCAUGGUUACCACCGCGCCGACGUCAGAGACUACUGCGAUAGCGAAUACGAGCUGGGUCUAAUGGCGGAUCCUGCCAACUACCCGUUCGAUGCCGAGGCUUGUGCCGAAACCCAAGUCAUGACUAAUGUAGUGCCAAUUGUCCCCGGCUUCAGCUGUGGGCCAUGGUUUGACUUACAGUGCUACAUCCGAGAGAAGCUGGUGCGAGAAAACAAGAGCGUUUACGUUUGCUCCGGUCCUCUCUUCCUGCCAUGUGAAAACGAUGGCAAAGUACAGAUGAAGUUCGAUGUGCUUGGAGAAGGAGAAGUUUCGGUACCAACUCAUUUCUUUAAGGUGAUCAUCAUCGAGACCCAUGACGGCAAUCUGGAGCUAGAAUCAUACAUGGUACCCAACUGCAAGCCAGACGAAGGUGAAGAAGUCAAACUGGACGACUACCUGACCCCUCUGUGCCAGAUCGAGCACGCCUCCGGUCUCAUCUUCUUCCCCGAGAAGAAAGUCUGCUUCACUAGCAACAACAAAAGGAGAGGCGCCAGGCUACAUGCUUUGUAA